This is a messenger RNA of Durotheca rogersii, 300 nucleotides long. RefSeq lists its product as uncharacterized. The annotation marks the transcript as partial. The transcript has a single exon. NCBI's taxonomy places the organism in Eukaryota, Fungi, Ascomycota, Sordariomycetes, Xylariales, Xylariaceae. Gene Ontology annotation, cellular component: site of double-strand break. The record is from RefSeq and is a predicted model, not a curated record.
GAUGACGACUUUGACCCGCACAGCUUCAAGAGGCGGGCGGUGAGCCCCGGUAUGAGCGUGCACAACUCUCCAAUCAUGCAAAGUCCGCUGCAACGAGACAUGGCCCCGUGGGGCUCCCGGCCGGGGAGCAAUCACGGCGGAGACAGGGCUCCGGGGACGCCAAGCGAAAACGGCAGCUCCGGUGGUAACAACGGCCCUUUCGGUAGCAGCGGAAGGAGCGUCAGCGGCGCCAAAGGGCGGGUUGGAUUCCAGGGCAUGGUUGAUACCAACGACGGUCUGAUGCGUAUGAGCAUCGAGUAA